UUAAAUAUUGCAAAUAAGACCCAAAAACCCAAAUCAACACCUUCCGAGUUCCAAGCAUGUGAACAGAGUUUGAGAACUGAACUGUAAAUCUAGCAUUCGAGAAAGGUAGUUUCUUUUUUCCUUUUUCAUCCAAAACAAGGUAAAAACAAGAAAAAUGAAUAGUUCAUCACCAGCGAAUUCAUCAAUAUCAACUACAGCAAUCGUUGGAGGAGGAGGAGCAAGUGGUCGUACUAAUGCUGCUUUGGAGGAUUCCCAUUUCCCUUCUGAUCUUAUAUCCAUUCAAGACCGCAAAGAUGAGGCCAUGCUCGUUUUAAAAUCUGAUUUGAUGGCUGCACUCAAUGAAGAGGUUAAAUCAUUGGAUGAAGAUAACUGGAAGUUUGAAGGUCCUCGUUCCCGCAUCCACCUGAUAUCAAGACCAGAUCAGAUCCGGUUUGCCAGUAAAAAGGAAGUGAUAAAAGGAACUUAAAUGCCUUGAAAAAAUAGUUGUUUGUCCACAUACCAAACUCUUCUUGGCUUCAAUAUGUGGGUUUCUACAGAAGCAGAUGGAGUUUACAAAAAACUGUAGCACAGCCCCGAAAAAAUGAUUUCAGAUUUCCUGAGACUGGACUUUACAGCUAAGAGAUUGGCUUUACUCAGACAACUUCAUUAUAUCUGUAUAUUGCUGAAUUUCACUAUGAAAUCAUGCACACAUGUGAAGAAUUACAAGUAUUUCCUUCUGACUGUUAUUGUUAAACAAGACAGUUUUGCCUUUCCAUUUUUGAGAUUUUAAUACCUUAAAUGCUCAUGUACGUAGCACAGUCCAUUGCGGUGUGGAAUUCGAUUCAGAUUCUAAGUUACAGUAAAGAAAA
Messenger RNA from Gossypium arboreum, 848 nucleotides. Its product is annotated as protein SAMBA. Gene Ontology annotation, biological process: negative regulation of organ growth. NCBI's taxonomy places the organism in Eukaryota, Viridiplantae, Streptophyta, Magnoliopsida, Malvales, Malvaceae. The transcript is spliced from 4 exons. The coding region runs from base 155 to 466 and encodes 103 amino acids. The record is from RefSeq and is a predicted model, not a curated record. Gene Ontology annotation, molecular function: anaphase-promoting complex binding.